Hymenoscyphus albidus is the source of this 846-nucleotide messenger RNA. NCBI's taxonomy places the organism in Eukaryota, Fungi, Ascomycota, Leotiomycetes, Helotiales, Helotiaceae. The record is from the annotation of a GenBank genome assembly.
CGAAGCUCAAGAGUGGUGGGUAAAGGCAGUGGCCCUACAGGCUGCCACCUGCUGAGCUUGUGAGUCUUGGGGGAAAGUAGUAACCGCUAACCACGGAAGCGACGUGAAUGAUCCUUGUCCUGUUGGGAGUGGCCCACUGUUCGACCUCGAUUGGGCCACCCUCUGCACCCACUACUGCAGCAACUGCAGGCCGCCCGCAGCAUUUUGGACGAGGCUUUUGAGACCCGACGAAAUUAAUUAUUCCCACCUCUUUGGCAGCUUCAUCAGAAGAUACAUAAGGCCGUCUCCCCUUCCCGAAUCUGCCAGCUCUAUCCCUCUACCUUUCUGCUCUCCCUUUCUGCUCUCCCAUUCAAUCCGUGCUCGUGAAGCGUCUAUCAGCCAGUAAGUUCAAUCCAAGACCCCUGAAAUCGAGCAUCAAAAAGCUCCUUCGCUUCGUCGAGGUUCCCCUCUACCAUUACGUCAAUGUGUCAAUAUCAAAGACCUCAAAAUCGGAACCAUUGCACCGCACUGCACUUCGCUAACCCGAGUCCCCUUCUAGAACCCGCCCCUCCAUUCCACCAGAACCCUCCCACCACAUCUCGAAAAUGGCUGCUGCAUUGAAGAGUGCGUUGCCUUCGCAUCUGAAGCCCUCCAACCUGGGUGAUGCUCUGGAAUUCCAGAGAAAGCACCAUGGCAAGACACAAUCCCACAUGGUGAGUGAAGCAUUUUCAUAAUCAUACUGGCUGCCACUGCAACACAACAUCGGAGGGAAGCUCGGCUAGAAGAGGCUCGACAAUCAGAGAUGGACCGUCUAAUCCUGCCCAUUCACAACCUCAAGCUGGACAACAUCUCCGCCUCGUCAAUUGA